UUUAAACCAUCAUCUCUCAUCACGGGCAAGGAAGACGCUGCUAGUAACUUCGCACGCGGAUAUUAUGGAGUCGGUCGAGAAAUGAUUGACAUUUGUCUGAAUAGAAUCCGACUGAUUGCAGAAGAUUGCCACCAUCUCCAAGGUAACGUCAUGUAUGACAGCGUCUUUAAGAUUUGAAGGUUCGUUGAACGUGGAACUCGUAGAGUUUAGAACGAACCUAAUUCCUUACCCGAGAAUACAUUUCCCGUUGGUAACAUUUGCACCAUUUGUCUCGCCAACUCGUGCUUUUCACGAGACUUUGACAACACAACAGUUAAUGAUGAGCUGUUUCGAGCCCGCAAAUCAAAUGGUGAAGUGUGACCCUAGGACUGGGUGCUAUAUGUCGUGCUGCUUAUUGUUUAGAGGAGAUGUAAACCCAAACGAUAUCAAUAGCUGUAUCAAUCAAAUAAAAAAUAUGCGAUCAAUACGAUUCGUGCCAUGGUCGCCUACAGGUUUCAAGAUUGGAAUAAAUUAUCAACCACCGGUGACUGUACCAGGAGGUGAUCUAGCAGCUUUACAAAGAGCGGUGGCUAUGGUCUCCAAUAAUUCAGCUGUGCGUGUUGCUUGGGAACGAUUAUGCAAGAAGUUCUCGGUAAUGUAUUCUAAACGUGCAUUCGUACAUCAUUACGUAGGUGAAGGUUUGGAAGAAGGAGAGUUUAAACAAGCCGUCCACAACAUAAAAGCUCUGUCUAAUGAUUAUAGAGAAUUGGAAGCAUAUUCUGUCUACAAUGUUCUAUCUAUCUCGACAUAA
Messenger RNA from Leptidea sinapis, 790 nucleotides. RefSeq names its product tubulin alpha chain-like. Bases 155 to 790 code for a protein of 211 amino acids. Gene Ontology annotation, cellular component: cytoplasm; microtubule. The record is from RefSeq and is a predicted model, not a curated record. Gene Ontology annotation, molecular function: structural constituent of cytoskeleton; GTP binding. The transcript is spliced from 4 exons. NCBI's taxonomy places the organism in Eukaryota, Metazoa, Arthropoda, Insecta, Lepidoptera, Pieridae. Gene Ontology annotation, biological process: microtubule cytoskeleton organization; mitotic cell cycle.